AUGGCGGAGCUGACUGGUGUUCAGGGCGAUCCUGUCGUACCUUCCGACAUCUACAGCCUGACGCGCUCCAGCUCGUCGUCCAACUCGGGCACCGCCACCAUGGUCUCCCCUAAACGCACCACCGCCGUGGACGACUCGCUCAGUAAGAUGAGCACCGACGAGUGCCUCGCAGACCUCAAGGCCACGCCCUCCAAGACGCCGGCCACGACCAAGAUCCCGCGCGUCUUCCAUCCCCUCCACAAGGACAUCAGCAAGUUCCUCGUCGACAGCUGCUGCUCCAAGGUCCCCACGGCCGUGCAGCCGCCGGCCGACGUGGCGGCGGCGCCUAGCUACGUCCAUCAGCGCCUGCUGUCGGCGAUUAGGCACCAGCCCGCCAAGGAGCACGCCUUGGUCGGCUUCAAAGAGCCUGGCGAGAGGCAACUUGGACGAGCUACUAUCGUGGACAUUGAGAGCAACACGGCGCAGCACUACGCGGCCGAGUUCGGCAUCGUGGUGGCCGUGACUUUGCUGUGCUCGAGCCCGGGCUCUCAGCAAGAGCAUAUCGUCCCGUCGUGA
Lasiosphaeria miniovina is the source of this 555-nucleotide messenger RNA. RefSeq lists its product as uncharacterized. Lineage: Eukaryota; Fungi; Ascomycota; Sordariomycetes; Sordariales; Lasiosphaeriaceae. The record is from RefSeq and is a predicted model, not a curated record. The transcript has 3 exons. The coding region runs from base 1 to 555 and encodes 184 amino acids.